AUGAAUUCAAGGGUUCAGGUGCUGCGUGUUGCUGCUAGGCGAGUCCAGUUCAAGGCAAGCCCAGUGCCCGACGCUCUCAACUUCUCGUCCACCUUCCGGUCGAAUUCAUAUCUCGCACCGACAUCCACCCACCUCGCCGCUUUCGAGUCGGCAAACAAUCGGUCUAUCCCAUCGACCAACGUCUACAUCCGCCCAUCCUUCGGCGACUUUUCUUUCUGA
Molecule: messenger RNA, 219 nt
Organism: Pseudozyma hubeiensis SY62
Lineage: Eukaryota; Fungi; Basidiomycota; Ustilaginomycetes; Ustilaginales; Ustilaginaceae
Exons: 2
Coding region: 1-219 (72 amino acids)
Source: RefSeq, a predicted model, not a curated record